GUUAUGGGCAUCGACGAGUUACUGUCUCGGAAACUCAAUCACGCAAGCGAAAGGAGAGGAGGUGGCUAAUUAAAUAUUGAGUAGAAAGUCGCGUGGGGACAGUAUCACGUGGCUCGCGGUUCGUCGAGCCUGGAAUAAAUACUGCGAGGCACUGAGCAGGCAAAAGAGCGCUUUGGGACCUCCUCCACGGCAGCAGCAACCCGCGAGUGCAGAGCGACCAGCGCGCGCUCAGACCAGCCCGAGGACCCCCGCAGGCGGGUUGGCCACAAAAUCCGACAUGAAAAUCCUCGUGGCCUUGGCAGUCUUUUUUCUCGUCUCCUCUCAGCUGUUUGCAGAAGAAAUCGGAGCCAAUGAUGAUCUGAAUUAUUGGUCCGACUGGUCCGACAGCGACCAGAUCAAGGAGGAGCUACCGGAGCCCUUCGAGCAUCUUCUGCAGAGAAUCGCCAGGAGACCCAAGCCUCAGCAAUUCUUUGGAUUAAUGGGCAAACGGGAUGCUGAUUCCUCAAUUGAAAAACAAGUGGCCCUGUUAAAGGCUCUUUAUGGACAUGGCCAGAUCUCCCACAAAAGGCAUAAAACAGAUUCCUUUGUUGGACUAAUGGGCAAAAGAGCUUUAAAUUCUGUGGGUUAUGAAAGGAGUGCCAUGCAGAAUUAUGAAAGAAGACGUAAAUAAACUACCUAAUAUGUUCUUCUGCUUCUCUGUGUCAUUGAGUGAAGAAAGGUAAAAUAAGACGUGUGAGGAGUACUUAUUUAUUUAAUAACAAUAGUUUUGCGUUGAAAACACCAAAAAAAGUGUUUAUUUUUCAUAUUGUGCUAAUAUGUGUUGUAAACACGUGUUAUAAUUCUGACUCCUCCCUCAGAGGCAGACAACCAUGGUAAUUUCUCAACAAAGCACAGUGCUCAAAUAAAUAGUAAAAACUUGUCAAUGUUACAGUCUCCAAAGAAAGAAAUCAUUUGAAGGAGUCAUGUCAGCUACUGCUGAAAGGAAAUAAAACCUGUGUACAACCUUGUGCUUCCCCUGUUUGUUUUUAUGGUGAAAAUGUACUGAAAUUUCAGUAUCAAACUAUAUUUGUAUCUCUGAAGCAUGUUUCAUGUUUUGUGACUAUAUAGAGGUGUUUUAAAAAGUUUUAUGUGAUGUGAUUUUGAGGUCUUCAUUUUCAUUGUAUGAAAAUGUGUUGUGAUAGCUAACAUUUUA
Tupaia belangeri chinensis (Chinese tree shrew) is the source of this 1192-nucleotide messenger RNA. RefSeq names its product tachykinin precursor 1 (gene TAC1). The transcript has 7 exons. Bases 278 to 670 code for a protein of 130 amino acids. Gene Ontology annotation, molecular function: substance P receptor binding. The record is from RefSeq and is a predicted model, not a curated record. Gene Ontology annotation, biological process: positive regulation of cytosolic calcium ion concentration; inflammatory response; tachykinin receptor signaling pathway. NCBI's taxonomy places the organism in Eukaryota, Metazoa, Chordata, Mammalia, Scandentia, Tupaiidae.